UGUACAACCACCACCAUGUACAGUUCCAUCUUCUCUUCGGUGGUGUCACCCACCAUCCUUGCCCAUUCCUCCGCCCCGCCACGAAUUCACCCCUCCACCCAAACCUUAACCACCACAUCGUCGUUUCCACCACCAAAUCCGUCGCACCCUCCACCCAAACUGCCACACUCCACACACUCUUCCACCACCCUCAACAGCUUCGCAACACCACGGAAUCGGUCCCGCAACACCAAAUCCUUAACAGUGGUUUCACCCAAAUGUUUGGCUCCACCAUUGUGGUCGAUCCACUCUCCUUCCGCAUCCUCGCUCACUCAGAAAACACGUGCAAAAUUCUCGGCAUUUCUCCGUUCGAUCUCUGCGGCGCCGACGCGCUCUCUCUCUUCACUCGCUCCAGUGCCCUACUCCUCGAGAAAGCCUUCAAAGCACGCGAAGUGAACCUGAAGAACCCUGUGUUGAUUCAGUCUCGAACCUCCGGAGAAGCUUUCUACGGCAUCCUCCACCGAAUCAACGCAGGAAUCGUGGUGGAUUUGGAGCCAGCAUCACGGACUGAGAACCCCGUACUUUCAAGCUUUGAAUGUGGUGGUAGUGAUGUUAAGCUUCUCUGCAACAGCGUUGUUGAAACCGUAAACGAAAUGACAGGGUACGAUAGGGUUAUGGUGUACAAGUUUCAAGAGGAUGAGCACGGAGAGGUGGUUGCAGAGAGAAAGAGGCCGGAACUGAAGCCCUACAUGGGCCUACAUUUUCCCGCCGGAGAUAUUCCAGAGGCUUCAAGGGUUUCAUUUCUGCAUAACAGGGUGAGGAUGAUUGUGGAUCGUGACGCUUCUCCCGUGAGGGUGGUGCAUGAUGAGACUCUGGUGGAGGCUGUGUGUUUGACAGGGUCAACACUCCGUGCACCUCAUGGGUGUCACGUUGAGUACAUGGCUAACAUGGGGUGUGUCGCUUCUUUGGUGAUAAGUGUUGUUGUUGACGGUGGCGAUGGUUCCAUGAAACUCUGGGGACUCAUUAUAUGCCACCAUGCUUCUCCUAAGUGUCUUUCUUUUCCUCUGAGACGUGCUUGUGAGUCUCUGGUGCAGGCCUUUGGGAAAGGGUUGAAGAUGGAGAAAUCUUCUGCUUUGUGCUUCCGUUGAUUGCUUUUCCUUCUCUUCGUUUUCUAAUAAUGUCAAUCGCCAUUAACGUGGUUGAUGUACUCUGGUGUUUGGUGGCUUAAUUAUUCGCACGU
Molecule: messenger RNA, 1219 nt
Organism: Vigna umbellata (rice bean)
Lineage: Eukaryota; Viridiplantae; Streptophyta; Magnoliopsida; Fabales; Fabaceae
Source: RefSeq, a predicted model, not a curated record